UUGAACAACACACGUGCGAUACAUAUGUCACGCUGACAAGAGUACAAAGUUAGAAAAAGUUAGAAACAUAAGCAGAGCACGGGAAACGCACUCGUUUCCCAUUUGUGUUGUAAGCUUCAAUAAAUUGACAUCUGAUUGAUCGUAAUUUAGUAACUAACCUUGGCAAGGCAAGCGAUUAAAUUCCAAAAUGAGUGACGACUACUUAAGGAAACCGUUUUCAUUAGCUCCCUCACCAGCCGUUGACGACACACAGACAACGGCAACAACCUACACACCGGCUGCGAGCACAUUCAGUAGUGCUCCCGUCUCGCCAUACCUCAACUAUGAUUCACGAUUCCUGCAACAGGCGCAGCCAGAAUUUAUAUUUCCUGAGGGCGCCAACAAGCAGCGUGGACGCUUUGAGUUGGCCUUUUCACAAAUUGGCACAUCUGUGAUGAUUGGCGGUGGCAUUGGCGGUUUGGCGGGGGUCUACAAUGGCAUUAAAGUUACUAAUGCGCUCAAUCAGACGGGGAAGCUGCGUCGUACCCAAUUAAUCAAUCACGUCAUGAAACAGGGAUCCGGUACAGCGAAUACAUUAGGUACGUUGGCUGUGCUGUACUCGGCGUGUGGUGUGUUGCUGCAGUAUGUUCGGGAUCAGGAUGAUAAUAUAAACACCAUCAUAGCCGGUUCUGCCACAGGCCUGCUCUACAAAUCCACAGCUGGCCUGCGAAAGUGUGCUCUGGGUGGAGCUAUUGGAUUGGGUAUAUCAUCGCUCUAUUGCUUAUACCUGUUGGCGCAAGAGAGCAACAACACAAACUCAAAUCCAAAAUUCCUGUAGGUGCGACGGCGGCGUAGUCCUUAGUAAAAGUGAAUAGCUAUAGCUGCCAACCUAACUGUGGCUUAUGGCAGAAAUGUGUACACAUGAGUGCUUGUGUAGGAAUCGCUUCGCAGCGCUUAACCGUCAAAUAUAUAGUUUUGUUUUAUAUUA
This is a messenger RNA of Drosophila navojoa, 967 nucleotides long. RefSeq names its product translocase of inner mitochondrial membrane 23 (gene Tim23). Gene Ontology annotation, molecular function: transmembrane protein transporter activity. Gene Ontology annotation, cellular component: TIM23 mitochondrial import inner membrane translocase complex. The record is from RefSeq and is a predicted model, not a curated record. Lineage: Eukaryota; Metazoa; Arthropoda; Insecta; Diptera; Drosophilidae. Gene Ontology annotation, biological process: protein import into mitochondrial matrix.